Myotis brandtii (Brandt's bat) is the source of this 1937-nucleotide messenger RNA. It is a transcript of the gene GPR150, whose product is annotated as G protein-coupled receptor 150. Gene Ontology annotation, cellular component: membrane. Gene Ontology annotation, biological process: G protein-coupled receptor signaling pathway. The annotation marks the transcript as partial. The transcript has a single exon. Lineage: Eukaryota; Metazoa; Chordata; Mammalia; Chiroptera; Vespertilionidae. The record is from RefSeq and is a predicted model, not a curated record. Gene Ontology annotation, molecular function: peptide binding; G protein-coupled receptor activity.
CCCACGUCAAGUCCUGGCCAAGCCCCGGUCCACAGCGCGCUACCGCGCGCCAAAGUGCAGAGCUUGAAGAUGAGCCUGGUUCUAGCGCUGCUGUUCGUGGGCUGCGAACUGCCCUACUUUGCUGCCCGGCUGGCAGCUGCGUGGUCGUCGGGACCGGUGGGAGAGUGGGAUGCUGAGGACUUGGCGGUGGCCCUGCGCCUCGUCGGGGUGGCGAACAGCGCCCUCAAUCCCUUCGUCUACCUCUUCUUCCAGGCGGGAGACUGCCAGCUCGGGCGGCGGCUGCGGAAGCGCCUGGGCGCGGACUGCUGCGUGCGGCGGGGAGUCUCGGAGGACGACGAGGGGCCCCAAGGCCACCAGGCCCCCCACCGCCACCGCUGGCCCCAUCCCCAUUAUCACCACGCUCGGCGGGAGCAGCUGGAGAAGGGCGGCUUGCGCCCCCCGCCGCCACCCCCCUGGCCGCUGCCCUGCUCCUGCGAAAGCGCAUUCUAGGUGGUCCGUGGCCAGAGACGGGUCAUCUGUUGCCGCGGCACAGCCUCUGAUCACAGCGGACCGGAGGGUCUCCGAGAGAGGGACACCGAAGCUGUCCACUUUCUCCAUUCUCCUGAUAUAUAUUUUUUGUAAUGUUUACAUUUUCCUAUAUUCUUCCGGUUCCUUUCAGUUCCUGUUCACAUUUUCCCACUUGGAAACGAGGGAGCAAGCCUUUGGGAAAUUUAAGUUCUCUUUUACGCUCCCAUAGGUUUCUGGGUAACAUCGUCUGUUUUACCGAAACUGCCAAGCUUUUAUUUGCUGGAUUAUCAUCUGUUUUUACUUAUUUUGCGUUGUUUCUAUCAAGUAUACCUUGGGGACCAAUUUGCCUUUCUUUCCAGGAGGAAAAUCCCCACGUUGCUCUCCCCAGGAGCCCGGAAAUUGUACCAGUGGUACUGUGAGAAAUGUAAUUGUGCUGUUACUUCACAGCCACGGAGUAUUCGUAAAAUAACAACACAAUUAGUGCUGUUUUUGUUUUGGUGAGGUGGGGAGUGGUGUGUAGUGUUUUUUUUCAUGGUAGUGUGUUUUCUCAGAAGAAAAUCAGUGUGGGUCUUUAUUUACAACCUAGCUUCCACGGACUUGUCGGAGGGAGACAUAAAAGCUUCCCUUAGUCCCUUUCAAAAAUGCCGAGUUUCAGAAGGCAUUUAUCCCUGAGCUCAGACCAGCCUCUAAGGUGGAGAAAAGAAGUACCAAGUGGUGGGUCCGGCGGGGCUCACUGUCCCAGGUUGGGGAGCCUCAAAAUUUGCAGCUAGGAAGGAAGCUGUAACCUCAGAAUGCUGCACGUACAUGUAAAACUCCUUUUUAAAAAAAUGAAAGCAGUGUCUAUUGGUGUGGAUUGCUGAGAACAAGGUCAAGGAGAUUUCAUUGGUACCCUCCUCGUUAACUGUCCUUGGUUCUCCAGCGUUUAUGAGCAAUAUCUCCACUUGUUUGCCAGUGUCCUUCAGCUGAGAACCUGCAAGCUUUCCAUUAUAGUGUUUCCUGUACAUGCACAAAUGCAAAACUAAGAUGCAGAAAGGGGCAAAGAUUGGUAAAAUUCACUUGCAGAGUCAAUGCUCUCUCAGGUCUUUGUUUCACUGAUAUAGGGGAGGGCAAAAGUAGGUUUACAGUUGUUUCUACGGAAAAUAAUACAAUGAUUAAUAAAUAAUAAUACAAGACACUUGUUUCACACUCACAACUAUAAACCUACUUUUGCCCCACCCUGUAUAUUCCAAACUCUUACAACACAGAGUAGGCAUUCAACACAUUUAUUGAAUAAUUCAUCAUGAGUUCGGCAUAUGAAUAGAAGAUUUACAAAAAGAAAUAUUUGUUAGGCUUAAACUCCAUAUUGGUUUCCAUGGUGGCUGUACCAGUUUACAUUCAUAUCAGCAAUGAAUAGGGUUCCUUUUUCUUCACAACCUCUGCUUGUUGAGAAU